Molecule: messenger RNA, 339 nt
Organism: Parnassius apollo (apollo)
Lineage: Eukaryota; Metazoa; Arthropoda; Insecta; Lepidoptera; Papilionidae
Source: the annotation of a GenBank genome assembly
AUGGAUCUUCCAGUUGUGGUUGAUUCGAACGACGAUGAAAUAGUCUUCCACGAACUAGAGCAAAUGAGGAGCAUAUUGGAUGAGGCGAUUUUGGAAACGCGCAGCAUCCCUCUCGAAAAUCGACCGCGACUUCCCCGCAUACCCCUAAGCAAGCGAAAUCGGGCUGUCGUGAGGGCUCUUAACCCAAUGCUGAUGACCUAUUCGGAAGCCAGCCGGGACCUUUGCGAGAUGCACUCAAUUCAUUUUGGCACUGCAGUGGCAGUUUGCCAUAUUAUUGGCGCCAAACUUCCUUUGACUGGACGCGCUACUAGACAAAGUAGCACCAUCCCCGCCUGGUGA